AUGAAUGUGGCAGAGAUCGGGCUCAACCUCACCAACCGCAGCUCCUGCGCAGACCCGCUGGGCGCCCCGGCCUGGGCCGGACAGGGCCCCGCGCCCGGCGCCUGCUGGCUGCCCCGGCGCGUCCCCAAGGCCGUGCUGCUCAUCAUCGACGCCCUGACCUUCGACUUCGCCCGCUUCGACCCGGCCAAGGACAGGCCCCGGCCCUACGAGAACAAGCUGGGCUUCCUGCACCAGCUCUCCAGCUCCCAGCCCCGCCACGCCCGGCUCUACCGCUUCCGAGCCGACCCGCCCACCACCACCAUGCAGCGCAUCAAGGGCAUCACCACCGGCUCCCUGCCCACCUUCAUCGACGUGGGCAGCAACUUCGCCUCCUACGCCAUCCAGGAGGACAACCUGCUCAGCCAGCUGGUGCAGAACGGCAGGAGAGUGGUCUUCAUGGGAGACGACACCUGGGACGGGCUCUUCCCCCAGAAGUUCUUCCGCUCGUAUUUCUUCCCUUCGUUUAACGUGAAGGAUCUUCACACGGUGGACGAUGGGAUCCUGCAGCACCUCUACCCGACCGUGGAUGGCGGUGAAUGGGACCUGCUGAUCGCCCAUUUCCUGGGCGUGGAUCAUUGUGGGCACAAGCACGGACCUGACCAUCCAGAAAUGGCCAAGAAACUCACCCAGAUGAACGAGAUGCUCAGGUGCACGCUCGUCCCCUCUGGCCUGCGGGUCCUGCUGCCGACUGACCCGUCCCUUGUCCUCCCCCAGGAGCCGGAAACCGUCCCGCAGGUGAACCUGGUGCCCACGCUGGCCCUGCUGCUGGGCGUGCCCAUCCCCUACAGCAGCAUCGGGGAGGGGAUGGCGGAGCUGUUCUCGGGGGACGGCGACGCGGCUUCGGCCGCACUCCGUCAGCUCUCGGCGUAUCACGUCAAUGCCAGACAGGUAGGGGCGGCCGGCGCUGAGAGAGGAGCUGCCUGGGCAGGCGGGCUGUGGCGUCCCCGCCCCGUCUUUGUGUGCGAGGCGCCCAGCUCCCCGCGGAGGCGGCUGAAGGAGGAGCUGUGCGAGGAGGAGCCCAUGAUGGAGAUGAGGCUGCGGGAGUCUCCUGAGAGGUCUCCUGGCCUGCGUCGGGGCGGCCAUGGUCCUCAGGAGGCAUCUCAUGGUCUGGAAGGUGUUUGCCCCAAACUCCUGGCCUGCGUCGGGGCGGCCAUGGUCCUCAGGAGGCAUCUCAUGGUCUGGAAGGUGUUUGCCCCAAAGUAA
This is a messenger RNA of Pelodiscus sinensis (Chinese soft-shelled turtle), 1242 nucleotides long. Lineage: Eukaryota; Metazoa; Chordata; Testudines; Trionychidae. The record is from RefSeq and is a predicted model, not a curated record.